Messenger RNA from Castor canadensis (American beaver), 942 nucleotides. RefSeq names its product olfactory receptor 1J2. The record is from RefSeq and is a predicted model, not a curated record. Gene Ontology annotation, cellular component: membrane. Lineage: Eukaryota; Metazoa; Chordata; Mammalia; Rodentia; Castoridae. Gene Ontology annotation, molecular function: G protein-coupled receptor activity; olfactory receptor activity. Gene Ontology annotation, biological process: G protein-coupled receptor signaling pathway.
AUGAAGAAGGAGAACCAGAGCGGCAUGUCUGAGUUCUUCCUCCUGGGGCUCCCCUUCCGGCCAGAACAGCAGGGCAUCUUUUUUGCUCUGUUCCUGGCCAUGUACCUGACCACCGUGCUGGGGAACCUGCUCAUUAUUCUGCUUAUCAGGCUGGACUCUCACCUCCACACCCCCAUGUACUUCUUCCUCAGCCACUUGGCCUUCACUGACAUCUCUUUCUCAUCUGUCACUGUCCCAAAGAUGUUGAUGGACAUGCAAACUAAUCACAAGUCCAUCCUCUUUGCAGGAUGCAUUUCUCAGAUGUAUUUUUUCAUAUUUUUUACUGACCUGGACAGCUUCCUGAUUACAUCAAUGGCUUAUGAUCGAUAUGUUGCCAUAUGUCACCCUCUCCACUAUACCACCAUCAUGAGAGAAGAGUUGUGCACCUUACUAGUUGCUGUAUCAUGGAUCCUGUCCUGUGCCAGCUCCCUCUCUCAUACCCUUCUCCUUACCCGGUUGUCCUUCUGUGCUGCUAACACCAUCCCUCAUUUCUUCUGUGACCUUGCUUCCCUGCUCAAGCUGUCCUGUUCAGACAUCUUCCUCAGUGAGUUGGUCAUGUUCACAGUAGGGGUGGUAGUCAUUACUAUACCAUUUAUAUGUAUACUGGUGUCUUAUGGCUACAUUGGGACUACCAUCCUAAGAGUCCCUUCAACUAAGGGGAUCUGCAAAGCAUUAUCCACAUGUGGUUCUCAUCUCUCUGUGGUGUCUCUGUAUUAUGGGGCAAUAUUUGGACAGUACCUUUUCCCAACAUUAAGCAGUUCCAUUGACAAGGACAUCAUUGUGGCUAUCAUGUACACAGUGGUCACACCCAUGUUAAACCCUUUUAUCUACAGCCUGAGGAACAAGGACAUGAAAGAAGCCCUUGGAAAACUCUUUGGUAGAGCAACAUUUUUCUCACUGUAA